Messenger RNA from Myxozyma melibiosi, 1616 nucleotides. RefSeq lists its product as uncharacterized. Gene Ontology annotation, biological process: division septum assembly. NCBI's taxonomy places the organism in Eukaryota, Fungi, Ascomycota, Lipomycetes, Lipomycetales, Lipomycetaceae. The transcript has 2 exons. Bases 365 to 1525 code for a protein of 386 amino acids. The record is from RefSeq and is a predicted model, not a curated record. Gene Ontology annotation, cellular component: division septum.
AGUGACGAUGGUUUUCCUGGCCUCGAGAAGGAGGAGCGGGCCAUUUUUCUGAUCGCAGUUGUUUUGAGCCGCGCGAAACUGUAAAUCGGAGCCACGGCCACUCAGCUCGUGUUUACUCUCCCAGAAGAUAUCAUCAGGACGUGUUAGUGCUGAAUUCCGGUCAGCCAGCUGCUCUGCACCCGGAAAAUAGCUCAUUCGAGUUCUUUUGGAAGUGAAAUACAGAUAUUUAUUUGCGCAGAGUAUCUGGCACGAGCCGGUUGUCGCAGAUUGUGCAAACUACCUAGAACCGCAUCGCGUCGCUGCUCUACACGCAAUCAACUACACGACUCUACAGACACCAGUCAUUCUUGACACCUAACAUACAAUGCCGCUGACAAUAAGUAUCCGAGGACCUCCAAAUGCAGAUUUUGUGCUUGGCUAUCCAGGUAUCGACGCAAGCUGGCCUCGGAUUUGCGGAGUGGUCGAAGUUCGCUCGAAAACAGGAGGUCCGUUCAGGCUCAAGACGCUGGAGCUCCAGCUCUAUAGAUCCGAGGAAAUAACGGUGCAUACGGCGAGGGUUAUGAAACAGAUGAGAAAGGAGACAUAUGCAGUCGGCCGUCCGGUCCAGCUGCACGACGAUUCCUCCAGGAAUUCGUACCUCUCGAUGAGUUUCCCGUUUAUCUACACUCUUCCAUUUGCAAGGGAGAUGGAGCUGCCGUCCAGCAUGCAUAUUCCCAAGACCGCCUCGACGAUUUACAGUCUGCAAGCCGCGGCUCUAGAGGACGAUAUUAAGGUCACCGACUAUGUCCGGACAUUCUGUCCCAUCACAAUCCUUCGUUACGAUACUAUUUCAGUGUUUUCCGAGUUUCGCCAGCAGCAAACGGUGGUGGCCAAGUCAGACGAUUCGCUCGUCGAUGUGGCGUUGACGCUCGACAGGAUAGCGUUCGGCCCGGGCGACCCUGUGCAUAUGGUGAUUGACAUUGUCCCAAACCCAGAUCUGCAAUACAAGUCGAGCAAAGUGAAGAUAAAGAGCAUAUAUAUAGACCUGCAAGAGAUUAUCAAUUUUGGUACCGUCAGCGACGGAAUCAUUCCGAAAAUCAAGACAAUUCAGGCAGAGAAAUUGGAUAUGGCGAACCACAUCUCGCUAGGCAACCAGGCGCACCAACAAGACAUCACAUUUACCUUCCCGGUACCAAAGAGAACUAAUCGGGAAGUAUUACAGCGCGAUGAGGCGGCGAGUCCCAACACUCUUCUCUCGUCGUUCACGCAGGUCUCGGCGUUGUAUUCAGUCAGCUUCAUCCUGAAGAUCGGGGUGAGAUUUUCCGGCUGCAAAGACGUCGAACUCAACCACACACUCACAGUGACACCGUUCGACUCUGCUACUUGCCAGGCACUUCUCUACCCGCUCAAUAACGCUAUCAAGACGACUGUGGGCGCGACACCCUUGCAACCCACUCCGACGUUUAUUAAGGCUAACGAUCCGGUGGCUGCGUCGAAGCUCGGAAUAACAAUGUCCGGUCAGCAGAGGAGUUUAUGGAUUGAAUGAGAUGGAAUGAAUUCUGUUUUUAUUGGCGUAAUAUGUGGUGGUCUAUGUAUGUUUUAUCAGAGUAAUGACACAAUAGAGUAUUAUUCGAUCG